CUGUGAAAAAUUUGUGCGCUAAAAAAAGUGACUUCAGCUGAAAACAACAUCCAACGCGGUUCGUUUCGCCCAGCAAGCGUCGGGGCAGAAAAGUGCAUUUAAUUCAAUUCAAAUCUCGCGACAGCAUCACAAUGGCUGACCAAUACGGCGGCUACGGCAAUCAGGACUAUGGCGGUGGCGUUCAGUUCAAUGUACCGCCGCCAUCGAUUAACCAGAACUACAGUCAGCCUCCCCCGAUGAAUAAGUUUGGUGGUGGUGGCGGCGGCGGCGGUGGAGGUGCCGGUGGCUACGGGCCCCAGAGUACCGGUGCCGUCGGCGGUGGAUAUGGUGGGCAAAGUGAUUACAAUGGUGGCGGCCGUGGUAGCGGUAGCGAUGGUGGAUACGGUGGGGGCGGCAGUAACCGCGGUGGCGGAGGCAGCUACGACAGAAGAGGUGGUAACCAAACCGGCGGCUACAGCAGUGGCGGCGGCAACAAGGGUGGUUAUAACAAAGAUGGGGCUGAAAUGAUCACGCAAGAGGAUACGAUCUUCAUCCAGGGCAUGACGCCGGAGACGACAGAGGAAGAGAUUGCCGAACGGUUCGGAUCGAUUGGCGUUAUCAAGCGCGAUAAGCGGACACAGAAACCAAAAAUUUGGAUGUACAAGGACAAAGAGACGGGAAAAAUGAAGGGAGAGGCCACAGUCACGUACGAUGAUGCGAGUGCGGCUCAGUCGGCCAUCGGAUGGUUCGACAACAAGGAGUUCAAUGGUGCCGUCGUCAAGGUGACGCUUGCACAGCGCUACAGCAACUGGCAGAACAAGGGUGGAAGCCGUGGAGGAUUUAACAAGGGGGGAGGCGGCGGUGGUUUCGGUGGCGGAAACCGCAUGGGAGGUGGCGGCGGUGACUUCGGUGAUCGUGGCUCCGGAUAUAGCCGUGGUGGCGGCACUAGUGGCAGUGACCGAGAAGACACACGCUCCCGACCACCGCCCAUGGGAGGUGGUGGACGCGGCGGCUUCGGUGGUGGUGGUGGUGGCGGCGGAGGUAGCGGCGGUCAGGAUCGUGAGGGUGACUGGAGCUGCGGAGAGUGUAACAACAAAAACUUCGCCUGGCGCAAUGAAUGCAACCGUUGUAAAGCACCGAAAGCGGAUGGGGCCGGAGGUGGCGGAUCGUCCGGUGGAGGUUACGGAGGUAAUCGUAACGGCGGUGGUGGUGGCCGCGAUCGCGGUUCAUUCGGUGGGGGCCGUGGUGGUGGUGCCGGAGGACAAGACCGUGGUGGAUACGGUGGUGGAAACCGAGGAGGACGAGACAACAGUGGUGGCGGAGGCUACGGUGGUGGGGCGAUGCGUGGAAACGAAAGGAACAACAGAAACGAUCAACGGCAGCGCCCAUACUAGUGUGAGAGAGAAAGUCGCAGAGGAAAGCAGGAUACGACGACGAUACAUUGCCAACUGGGACUGAAUAUCACAAGCAGCUUUCACCCAGCAGAACGAUGUUAACCUUUAAUUGUCAAUAUGUUUACUAUUUAAGCGUAGUAAAACAAACAGAAAGAAGCCACCAGAAAAGACCGGUGUGCGACCGAACGCAAUUUUGGUAGGAGUUCUUCAAAACCGCCUCGUAGAAGAUGAGCCAUUUAAAUAAACAAGAACAAAAUUAAAAGAAAAGAUAUGUACCACUCCGUACCACCAACUUUUCGUAUCAAAUAACAUUGCGAAUACUAUAUGUCGUCCAACAGCAUCACAUUGGUGUCCUCCGUACACAGCUCGUGUUCGAUUGUAUGUCAGCAUAAUCACCUUGAUCAUCUUGGCAAUUAAUAUGCGACACAAAUACGGCUAUAAAACAUGCAGAAGCAAAGAUGAGUACACUUAAGUCAGCCUCACCAGUGGCGGAAAUAAUAUAAUUCAGGUUUAACGUCUUGGCGGCGUAAUGUUCAGAAAACAAUACAACUAAUAUAACAGCUUCGGGAUGCAAGAUAACGUCAACAUUCGCUCAAUUAUAAGAUUUCGCCAAAAGGUAUGCUGAAGGUUGCCCCAUGCAAAUCAAUUGGAAGGCAGUGGAAAAUAAUUGUGGCACAGAACCAGAUCGAUUUCUUAUCCCUGUUUUGGUAGAGGUGAAUGAUUAUAAUAAAAACUCCUUUUUAUCUUAUGACACAUUGCUAGAUGAAUACAAAGGCAUUCUGUUUGUCAUCCAAGUAGAAUAAAUGCACGAGCAUAAUUCAAAUGUACUGGAGAAAAGGGAUGUCGGUAUUGCAAAAUGUAUUAUUUGCGUUUUUGUUUGUGCUCCAUAGCGUUACAUUGACAGGGAAAUAGAAGUAGGCCGUAAGAAUGAAGGAAGGUUGAUAAGAGCAACCAUAAGGAGCAAUCAGGACAUCAGCACCUAGUAUAAACCGCACACUCGUGCUGGCGCUAGCAUUAAUUGGGUCCCUCAACCAGCCCGACCGCCGGAAGGGACAGCUUCGAAGAGAAAACAAACAAGAAUAUCCACCGUCCUCCAGAUCCAACUGGACGCAGGGGAGCUUUACCAUGUAAACGAACGUAAAUCGGAUGUGAAUAAAUGAGAAGG
Messenger RNA from Anopheles coustani, 2538 nucleotides. RefSeq names its product RNA-binding protein cabeza-like. Lineage: Eukaryota; Metazoa; Arthropoda; Insecta; Diptera; Culicidae. Gene Ontology annotation, biological process: regulation of DNA-templated transcription. The record is from RefSeq and is a predicted model, not a curated record. Gene Ontology annotation, cellular component: nucleus. The transcript is spliced from 7 exons. Bases 132 to 1373 code for a protein of 413 amino acids. Gene Ontology annotation, molecular function: RNA binding; transcription coregulator activity.